GGAAUCAGUUGAGUUAAUGGUGUGAAUUGUGAAGGUUCGGAUUUUUUUAAGCACGGUAUCAAACAAUAUGGGUUCUCUUGUUGCUCUGCUUGUGUUAUCAUUCGUGUCAUAUUCUAGAGCGUAUCAGAUCGACAUAACGGGUGCAAAUGCCCAAUCGUACCAAUCCAUCCAAAAUAGUGAAAACCAAUUUAAGUAUGGCUACCAAGUAAGGAACGUAAACGAUCAGUUCCAGCACAAGCUGAAAAGUGCUGACAACGUAACGUACGGCUGUUACGGCUACACCCAUCCCGCUGGCGAAGGUGUGCAUCGUACUUUCUUCGUUGCCGAUCAGUUCGGUUACCGUACCGUGCUUACCGGUCAACCAACCACCAUAUAUCCUGCCCCCGGAACGAGCCCUGUUUUACGGCAAUGGCAAGAGCUUACGUUUCCAGCGGCUUGCUUGGAAAACGAUAACGCACAAGGAGCCAGAGCAUCUCAAACAGCAAACAAUCCUAUCGUAGACCGUGGACGCAGUGGUUUAGAGUUUGCUUCUUCCAAUCUGCAACCCAUCGUAGACUCGUCUGAUCGUGGGGACAAUGGUAUGAAGUUUGCUGCUACCUAUCUGCGACCCAUCGUAGACUCGUUUGGCCGUGGGCGCAGCGGUUUGGAGUUUGCUUCCACCGAUCUGCGACCGAUCGCCGUACCGUAUGAUCAUGAACAAAGUGAUAUACAGUCUGCUGGUUCUGAGGUAGUUUCUGUAACAGAGUCGGCAAAUCAUGCGGAAAGCACCAACAAAUCUAACCAAUGUUGGCGUCCUUUGGCUGGCGAGAAUGGCAAGUCAUUUAUACAAACUUUAAGGCCGGGCUACAUUGAUCGUACUCUCUGGUGUAAUUUUGAUUUUCAUUAGCGCAUCUGGCGGCGGCUGGAG
Anopheles merus is the source of this 907-nucleotide messenger RNA. RefSeq lists its product as uncharacterized. Gene Ontology annotation, cellular component: chitin-based extracellular matrix. Gene Ontology annotation, molecular function: structural constituent of chitin-based larval cuticle. Bases 68 to 886 code for a protein of 272 amino acids. Lineage: Eukaryota; Metazoa; Arthropoda; Insecta; Diptera; Culicidae. The transcript has 3 exons. The record is from RefSeq and is a predicted model, not a curated record.